AUGUACGAUGGUAUAUGUCGACGACUGGAUUGCUGGAGGGUCGAGGCAAAGAAGCUAAACACCUUGCAUGUGGAUCUUGAUGCAUAUGCAGCAUCAGAGCCUGUGUUCGAUGAGCUGAAAACUGUGGCUGAUCAGCUCGCACAGAAAUAUAUUGCCAAUCAUGGACUGCGGCAAUCGAGGUCUGGAAACUACUCACAGUGGGACAAGCAAUACGAAAAUGGACUCCUUCUGAAUAAAUACUUCCUAUUGUAUGAGGAGCUCUCAUAUGCGAUGAACUCGGGGGACAUUGGCCAUGUGGAGACAUGCAUCAUUGCAUGGAUCUUGAUAUUCAAAGCUACGGGCAAGCAUAAAUAUGCGACACAAAUGACUGACUUCCUGUAUAACAUCCACUUUACUUACCCAGAAGGGUUGAGGAAGGCAAUUCGGUACCAUAUCCUUAUCAACCCGACUGGGAAGAAGGGUAAAUUCUGGGGCAUUGACUGGUGUGUUGAGCUGAAUAAUCUGUUUACAAAGGUGAUCAAUGGAGGAAAAGGUUCAAACUGUACUGCACACUGUAUUAUCCUUGAAUCACCCCUGGUUCAGAUAUACUGGAACUUGCACAGAACAUUUGAGUGGAACAUGAUACACACAAACGUCACCAGUCGACAUGCAGAGGUAGAUAUGACACAAAUGUUCAAACAGCUGUGUAAAUACAUAGCGGAGCAUUCCCCACACGAACUUGAACUAGGACGACAUAGCAAAUACUCUGUUCCUGACCUGUUCAGCAAGGGCCAGGAACUAUUAGAUAAAAUGGAGGACGGAGCUGAUGUAGAGGGAGUUGAAGAUCAACUUGAAGCAACUUUGGAAGAUCUGGUGGUGGAACUGGGCAUAUAA
Molecule: messenger RNA, 873 nt
Organism: Suillus plorans
Lineage: Eukaryota; Fungi; Basidiomycota; Agaricomycetes; Boletales; Suillaceae
Exons: 3
Coding region: 1-873 (290 amino acids)
Source: RefSeq, a predicted model, not a curated record